AAAGCAUCAUUGUGCUGAUGUUGUUAUAGAUCACGUCUCGUUCUUCUGAAGACGACAGAAUAAUAAUACAAAAAAAAAAAUCUUUCAAAACUCUGCCUUUGGAAACAUGUUCAAGAACGACUAUCAGGGUGGAUCCAUUGUUGACAUCUUCAGUGCUCAAGGAAAAGAUCCUGUGGCCAAAUGGAAACUAUAUGGCAGGAAACCUUCAAUAACUAAAGUGUUUGAUAAAGAACUAAAGGGUUUUGUAUACAGUCUUGAAGGCAGCGGUCAAACCCACAAGAUGCAGUUACCUAAGGAUGGCAAAAUAGCUCUUGGUCUGAUUCAGAAGUUCCUGAUUCUGCAAGUCAAUGUUCCUUUGGGAAAAGACUUCUCCUCUGAGUUUCUAGUGACAGAUGAAGAGCAUCUAAAGAGGAGACUCUACUUGUCUACUGUUCAUAAAGAGCUCUCAGCAACCCCUCUGCAUGCAAGAAUACCUCUAACCUGCCUCAAACGCAAUACUUGGUGUAAUCUGUGUAUUGAUCUGGACUCCCUCACUGCUGAGAUAUUCAAAGGGGCACGCUUCCUGUCUUUGGAUGGGAUCAUCAUCUCCGCCUGCUGUAAGGUUCGACGGAUCUUCACGAUGAAGAAUGAACCUGCAGACUGCACGGAUGGAGAUUUAGAGCUAAUAACUGGUCCAAAAGAAGAGAUUCCAAAGAACUGCCAAUUUCCUGGUGAAGUUCAGUAUAUUAUCCAGCUGGUGAACACAAAAACACUGGGACAGACUGAUCUAAAGGGUGGAACUGCAAACUCAGAAACAGUUUGCUGA
Molecule: messenger RNA, 805 nt
Organism: Myxocyprinus asiaticus (Chinese sucker)
Lineage: Eukaryota; Metazoa; Chordata; Actinopteri; Cypriniformes; Catostomidae
Product: protein CFAP20DC-like
Exons: 8
Coding region: 107-805 (232 amino acids)
Source: RefSeq, a predicted model, not a curated record